Messenger RNA from Lepus europaeus (European hare), 1599 nucleotides. RefSeq names its product high mobility group box 3 (gene HMGB3). Gene Ontology annotation, biological process: regulation of transcription by RNA polymerase II. Gene Ontology annotation, cellular component: nucleus. Bases 122 to 724 code for a protein of 200 amino acids. The record is from RefSeq and is a predicted model, not a curated record. Lineage: Eukaryota; Metazoa; Chordata; Mammalia; Lagomorpha; Leporidae. Gene Ontology annotation, molecular function: DNA binding, bending. The transcript is spliced from 5 exons.
CACUGCCGUGAGCACGCCCCGCCGCCGCCGCCGCUUUCUGCCUCUGGCCCUGGCGCCCUUCCCGCCCCCUUCGCCUUCCCUGUUGCUACGUGUCGGGGGAGAAAGAAAUAUUUCAGUCAGGAUGGCUAAAGGUGACCCCAAGAAGCCCAAGGGCAAGAUGUCUGCUUACGCCUUCUUUGUGCAGACUUGCAGAGAGGAACACAAGAAGAAAAACCCAGAGGUCCCUGUCAACUUCGCAGAAUUUUCCAAGAAGUGCUCUGAGAGGUGGAAGACAAUGUCUGGGAAAGAAAAGUCUAAAUUUGAUGAAAUGGCGAAGGCGGAUAAAGUACGUUAUGAUCGGGAAAUGAAGGAUUAUGGACCAGCUAAGGGCGGCAAGAAGAAAAAGGACCCCAAUGCCCCUAAAAGACCACCGUCUGGAUUCUUCCUCUUCUGUUCAGAAUUCCGCCCCAAGAUCAAAUCCACAAACCCUGGAAUCUCUAUUGGCGAUGUGGCCAAAAAGCUGGGGGAAAUGUGGAAUAACCUAAGCGACAGUGAAAAGCAGCCGUACAUCACCAAGGCGGCAAAGCUCAAGGAGAAGUACGAAAAGGAUGUUGCCGACUAUAAAUCUAAAGGAAAGUUCGAUGGUGCAAAGGGUCCUGCGAAAGUUGCCCGGAAAAAGGUGGAAGAGGAAGACGAAGAGGACGAGGAGGAAGAGGAGGAGGAGGAGGAGGAGGAAGAUGAAUAAAAAACUGUUGUUCUGUCUCCUUGUGAAUACCUUAGAGUAGGGGAGCGCCGGGACUGGCACGCCUCUCAUUGGAGACGUGUCUAUUGCCCUCAUUAGGUUUAAUUAACGAGAAUUUGAUCUGAUCAUAUUGUAGUUUCUCAAAGUGCUCUAGAAAUUGUCAGUGGUUUACAUGACGUGGCCAUGGGUGUCUGGAGCACCCUGAAACUGUAUCAAAGUUGUACAUAUUUCCAAACAUUUUUAAAAGGAAAAGGCACUCGCGUGUUCUCCUCACUCUGUGCACUUUGCUGUUGGUGUGACAAGGCAUUUCAAGAUGUUUCCGGCAUUUUCAUUUACUUUGUAAGGUGGUGUUAACUCUCUGGUUGUGGGCUAGAGCUCCUGAGUUACCGACUGUACAUAUCUAUAGUUUGUAAAAAGAGCAAAACAACUGAGACAAACUCCCGAUGCUCCUUGCAUGGCACUGAGGCUGUGGGGCAGGUGCCUGUGUGGGGCCGAAGCUCAGGGCGUGCACUGCGAGGCUGGACCCGUUGACACUGCAGUGGGCAUCCAUUUCGCUUCAGGUUGUCUUGUUUUUGUAUAUAGUGACAUAGCAUUCUGCUGCCAUUCGUAGCUGUGGAAAAAAAGGGGGGUCAGCUGGCAUGAGAAGGGUUGGGUUUUGUUGUUUUGUUUUGUUUUUGUUUUUUUAGUUAAGUGCAGUAGUUUUUCAACUGUUUGUUUUUUUUUAAACAAACUGUAGAACUCUUCAGUGUCAGCAAAGCGAAGAGCCACCGCCAUCGAUGGAAGUUCAAGAACCUUCUGUACUUAAAAGACUUUGCAAUGUUCUGUUAUUUUUUUUGUAUGUUUAGAAUGCUCAAAUGUUUUUGAAGUUAAAUAAACAA